Messenger RNA from Triticum dicoccoides, 705 nucleotides. RefSeq lists its product as uncharacterized. The transcript has 3 exons. The coding region runs from base 27 to 497 and encodes 156 amino acids. Lineage: Eukaryota; Viridiplantae; Streptophyta; Magnoliopsida; Poales; Poaceae. The record is from RefSeq and is a predicted model, not a curated record.
CCUUCACACGCUGACAUGUGUUCCCGAUGCCCCGAUCCCCUUUCUCCUGUCCUUCUCCUCUCCGCUUACUCCAGAUUUGCUGCCACCGGAUGAGGUCCGGCUUGUACCGCUGCUGUAGGCACCCCCGCAACUCGAAUCACUGGUGCGGCCACAGGGUAACCGGCGGCUGGUUUGGCUCCUCGUAUGCCUCCUCUAUUUCCUGGGCCGGUAACAGAUGUGUAGCAGGGCCCGAGAAACCGCUGCGCAAGGAGGGAGGCGAGAUCGUCGAUCUGUACAUUGUCGUUAUUGUCGGCGUCCGUGCAGGUGAUGUGGGCGUGGAGCUCGUCUCCCGCAGCCAGCAUGGAAACAGCUUGAGUAUGAGGAUCCUGGCAACGUUGUCGUCCCCAAGCACGCGAGCCAGACGCCUCAUCGCUGUUCCCACUCGAGGCGGCCGAGUUGUGGUUAUCCUGGACAACAGCAGCAUUCUUCGACCUACAGACAGUACGCAUGCCCGGUGAUCCUCCUGAGGCUUGAGCCUGCAUCCGGCUACUAUGGAACAGGGCAAGGUUUACACCUUGGCUUCAGAUUCGGUUCUCGUGGAUGUACUUUGUAACCACUUUAUCCUUUCCCUUCCCUUUCUUUGGAAUAUAUGGAUUGAUUUAUCAUGCAUCCAUGAUCCAAAAAUUGGACGGGUGCUUACCUUCAAAAAAAUGAUCAGCACGACGA